CAUCCCUCGACCAAAACUUAUUUCAAACUUUCUAGUCUUUCCGCUGCCACACGAAGACCGCGCAUGAUUUUGCGUACGUUGCUGACACGAGCACGUUUCUGGCGACGGUGGGUCACAGCAGCUCUGAUACGAACGUCGCUUUAUGGGACCUGCUUCUACCGCCGCUCAACUCCCUCGUUCAAGGUAUGCAUUGGGCUGUAUGCUUCCUGUUUCGAAUCAGUAAUGGUAUGGAACUGUCACCCUGACGGCUGCUACUGUGCAAUGUAUGUGCCGUGUCAACUCAGUUUAUUCACUGGCGGUAAACACGGAGAGCUUUGCGUAUGGGAUUUGCGGCAGCGCCAACUUCGUCACACUUUUAAACUUUUCGAACACUCGUCGGUACGUUGUCUUUCGUUGGAUCCGUCUCAGGAAUUUUUUGCCGCCGGCUCGUCGGAUGGCGACAUAAAGAUUUAUAAUCUUUCGCCUGUGCCACAGCUGCUGUACAGUUUUCCCGGCGAGCACAGUAGCCGAGGGGGGUUCAGCUUCCGGCAGGUAGGUACUGGCCUUUCGCAGGGCGUCUAUGCGCUGCACAUCGAUCAAGAUCAGCGGAUGUUUUCAUGUGGAGCUGAUUGUUCCUUCAAACUUCGCCAUCUCUGCCUGAACCGGGGCAGACCGGAACUUUUUUAA
This is a messenger RNA of Soboliphyme baturini, 666 nucleotides long. The record is from the annotation of a GenBank genome assembly. NCBI's taxonomy places the organism in Eukaryota, Metazoa, Nematoda, Enoplea, Dioctophymatida, Soboliphymatidae.